Messenger RNA from Zalophus californianus (California sea lion), 1783 nucleotides. It is a transcript of the gene G6PC2, whose product is annotated as glucose-6-phosphatase catalytic subunit 2. Gene Ontology annotation, biological process: gluconeogenesis; glucose 6-phosphate metabolic process. The coding region runs from base 18 to 1088 and encodes 356 amino acids. Gene Ontology annotation, molecular function: glucose-6-phosphatase activity. The transcript has 5 exons. The record is from RefSeq and is a predicted model, not a curated record. Gene Ontology annotation, cellular component: membrane. Lineage: Eukaryota; Metazoa; Chordata; Mammalia; Carnivora; Otariidae.
AUUGCCUCUCUUUCGAGAUGGAUUUCCUUCAUAGGAAUGGAGUGCUCGCUAUUCAGCAUUUGCAGAAGGACUAUCGAGCUUACUACAAUUUUCUAAAUUUUAUGUCCAAUGUUGGCGAUCCCCGGAAUAUCUUUUCUAUUUAUUUUCCACUUUGGUUUCAACUUAAUCAGACAGUUGGAACCAAGAUGAUAUGGGUAGCAGUCAUUGGGGAUUGGUUCAAUCUUAUUUUUAAAUGGAUAUUGUUUGGUCAUCGGCCUUACUGGUGGGUCCAAGAAACUCAGAUUUACCCAAAUCACUCAAGUCCAUGCCUUGAACAGUUCCCCACUACAUGUGAAACAGGUCCAGGAAGUCCAUCUGGCCAUGCAAUGGGCUCAUCAUGUGUCUGGUACGUCAUGGUAACCGCUGCCCUGAGCCACACUGUCAGUCAGAUGGAUAAGUCGUUGACAACUUACCUGCACAGACUGACCUGGUCAUUUCUUUGGAGUCUUUUUUGGUUGAUUCAAAUCAGUGUCUGCAUCUCCAGAGUAUUCAUAGCAACACAUUUUCCUCAUCAAGUUAUUCUUGGAGUAUUUGGUGGCAUGCUUGUGGCGGAGGCCUUUGAACACACUCCAGGCAUCCAAACAGCCGGCCUGAGCACAUAUCUGAAGACCAACCUCUUCCUCUUUCUGUUUGCGCUCGGCUUUUACCUGCUUCUCAGACUGUUUGACAUUGACCUGCUGUGGUCUCUGCCCAUAGCCAAGAAAUGGUGUGCCAACCCUGACUGGAUCCACAUUGACACCACGCCUUUUGCCGGACUCGUGAGGAAUCUUGGGGUGUUCUUUGGCUUGGGCUUUGCAAUCAACUCAGAGAUGUUCCUUAGGAGCUGCCGAGGGGAAAAUGGCUACAAGCUGAGCUUCCGGCUGCUCUGUGCCGUGGCCUCGUUGAUCACACUGCAGCUCUACCAUUUCAUCAAGAUCCCCACUCAUGCAGAGCAUUUAUUUUACGUCCUGUCUUUCUGUAAAAGUGCAUCCAUCCCACUGACUGUGGUCGCUCUGAUUCCCUACUGUAUUCAUGUGUUAAUGAAACCAAGUGAAAAGAAGAUUAAUUAGAGUUGUGCAGGGGCUUAGUGCUCAGUGGUCCCAGCUCCUCCUCCAUCUUCCAGCAGAACCACAGAGCAGGGGCAGACGGGAGGCUUCCAAGCAGAGGUUACAAAACGGAGGCCACAGACCCCAUCCUAACCUAUGCUUAGUUUUGCCUUCACGGUGGUCUCCCCCCAGCCUCCAUUUUAAAUUAGUUACCAACAUUUGAAAGCCGGAAUAUUUGACAUAAAAAUCUGAAUUUCUGUAUUUUCUUGACAAAUCUGACAAUAUGGCACCUCAGGGCCUGCAUUCCUACCUGGAAACAAUCUACCGUUGCUGACCGAUUAUCCCCAGUAAGGAGCAGCCUUCUCCAUUUUCUCACAGUCCCAACGGGAGCCUCAGUAUCAGUUACGUUCAUCAUAGGAAGGUCAGGCCGUUUAUGGCUCCUGUGGGCAUUUUAGUGGGAGCCCCAGUCAAACCCAAUCCUCUCAGUUUUCAGAUAAGGAGAGGGAGUUUCAUUCAGCUGUGAAAGCACUUGCUGUUGUCACACCAUUGUCAGAACAGGAAUUAGAACCCAAGUUUUCUCACGGGUAUUUUCAUUACACUGUUUUGUUUCUUCAUUUUUAAGAAGUAAAAAUCUGUUAAGAGUGAAUGCUUCUGUGAUGAUUGCCAUGUAAAUCAGCUGUUUUUCCAGAAAUGUCAUUAAAAUCCCACAUCCUCUUUGA